UAUUCUUCAAUAGUAUUUGAUGUGUUGGAGUUUAUUUAUUUUAUUGUUAAAAUACUGUGUUAAAAAAGUGCAGAAUUAAAAUUGAUUAUGACUUCAUUCGACACAAAAUAUGAUAUGUACCCUGCCGGGGAUGUUGGUGUUGUUGAGGGAGAGAUGAACAUACCUACCCGGGGUAUGCCAUCUGGAGACAGCAUGGAAUUUAACACACUUGACGAGCCCAUUAAAGAAACCUUUCUUCGAGAUCUGAGAGCAGUGGGAAAUAAAUUUUACCAUGUACUACUCCCUAGAGAGAAGUCUAGUUUGUUAAAAGAAUGGGACUUAUGGGGCCCUCUGUUGCUCUGCACCCUGAUGGCCACGAUCCUGCAGGGUACAGAAGCAGCUGACAACACUAACGACGGCGGCCCCGAGUUCGCUGAAGUCUUCGUACUAGUCUGGAUAGGGGCCGCUGUUGUCACAAUUAACUCCAAACUCUUGGGAGGCAAUAUAUCGUUCUUCCAGUCGGUGUGCGUGCUGGGCUACUGCAUGUUCCCGGUGGCGCUGUCGCUGGUCUUGUGUCGCAUCAUACUGUUCACCACACAGACCACCUUCCUGUUCUUCUUGAGGCUCGUCAUAUCCAUGGUCGGAUUCAUGUGGGCCACUUUUGCCGCUACAAAGUUCCUAGGCGACAGCCAGCCGGACGGCAAGAAGGCAUUAGCCGUGUACCCCAUCUGCCUGUUCUACUUCAUCCUGUCGUGGCUCGUCGUGUCGCACAGCAACGUGUAAGCGGCGCCCGCAGCGCCCUCUGUGACUACUGACUGCUAGUGUAAUUGUGAAUAUGUUGAUAAGUGCAUCACUUCCACUAACUAAUCAAUCUGUCUGUGCCAAUACAAUCAGGACAAAGGCAUAAAUAGUCAAGUGUUGUUAUUGCACAAUUUAUUUGAGUUUCUUUAGUAUUCGUUUUAGGUUUAGUCACUUUGUACUUCUUGUAUUGACACAGGGUUUAUGUAUUUAUUGAAACUGAUUGUGACGUCAUCGAUGUUCGGUUUUUGAUACACUUACUUGUAUGGUAUAUGGCACAAUGUAAACAUUCCAGUUUUAGCCUCCUCGACGUGAGUUAUUCUUAACUAAGAUUGUAGAUGACAUUUUUGUAUAUAUUAUCAAUUAAAAAACUAUUUUCCGUC
Molecule: messenger RNA, 1160 nt
Organism: Trichoplusia ni (cabbage looper)
Lineage: Eukaryota; Metazoa; Arthropoda; Insecta; Lepidoptera; Noctuidae
Gene: Yipf6
Product: protein YIPF6
Exons: 6
Coding region: 88-762 (224 amino acids)
Biological process (GO): endoplasmic reticulum to Golgi vesicle-mediated transport
Cellular component (GO): membrane; trans-Golgi network
Source: RefSeq, a predicted model, not a curated record